Messenger RNA from Homarus americanus (American lobster), 759 nucleotides. Its product is annotated as adhesive plaque matrix protein-like. The record is from RefSeq and is a predicted model, not a curated record. The coding region runs from base 69 to 641 and encodes 190 amino acids. The transcript is spliced from 3 exons. Lineage: Eukaryota; Metazoa; Arthropoda; Malacostraca; Decapoda; Nephropidae.
UACUCGACUCGUGAAUUUUGGUGUCAUUCUCUUGCCACCGAUCAGUAAGACAACUUCUCCUACAGACGAUGACAUCAGGAAUGGCCCGCUUGGUGGUGGUGGUUCUGGUGGCAGUGGCAGCGGUGGUGGUGGCAGAAGCAGACUACCCCGCUCCUUGUUACCCUGAGACUCUCUACGUCACUCAAUACCAGACCCAAGUUCAACAGGUUCCUGUUUACGAGACGGUGUACAAACAACAGUACAUCCCUACAACAUUAUACCACACCCACCACCACACCCAGCAUCUGACACGCCACCACACCCAAUAUGUACCGCAGUAUGUGACCAAAACCGUGUACAAAACCCACGCUCAGUAUGUCACCAAAUACAAGACCAUCUACCACACCGAUUACCAGACCCAGUACGCUACCAAAAUCCAAUACGUGCCUACCUACAUCACCAAAACCCAGUACCAAACCCAAUACAGGACCCAAGUGCAAUACCAACCCGUGUACGAGACCAUAUACAAACCCAAGUACAUCACCACGACCUACGUUCAGUACCACACCCAGUACCAGACCCAGCUCGUUCCCGUGUACCAUACCGUUACCAAGGCCCACAAGACGUAUAAGACAGUGUGUCCCAAGCCAGCCUAUGGUUAAAUGAAUACCUCCCGGAGAGUCAACUACCCGCAACACGUAUCUCGACAACCUCUAGAUUCACAAAGAUUCGUAUGUUAAAGUUCUUCUUCCCUUCCCUACCCUCUUACUUCCCUUCCCU